This is a messenger RNA of Pygocentrus nattereri (red-bellied piranha), 2878 nucleotides long. It is a transcript of the gene pnrc1, whose product is annotated as proline-rich nuclear receptor coactivator 1. The record is from RefSeq and is a predicted model, not a curated record. The coding region runs from base 781 to 1680 and encodes 299 amino acids. Gene Ontology annotation, cellular component: nucleus; P-body. The transcript is spliced from 2 exons. Gene Ontology annotation, biological process: nuclear-transcribed mRNA catabolic process, nonsense-mediated decay. Lineage: Eukaryota; Metazoa; Chordata; Actinopteri; Characiformes; Serrasalmidae.
ACGCCCCGCUUGAGUUGAGCAGUCUGGGAAACUCCAAACGGGCUAGUUAGAUAUGCGAACAUAAGCAAUGAAAUCUUCCAUUCUUUAGCUGAUCUAGGCUUAGCCUCGAAUCUGCUUCUAGAAGCGGUGCCGAGAACAUAUUACAUGCGUGCUUUCCUACAUUCAAGGCACGAGAAACAAAACAAGCCCCGGUUAUCAACUUGUAGAGUUCCGUCGUUCUGGGGCGCUGACCAAACCUGCUUCUAUUGUUUUGAUAGCUAUAGCUAACGUUAGCUAGGCGUUUUUCUUUCUUCGACGCGGUUUUUCCCUUUAAGUUUGUGGAAGUUUUAAACGAAGGGGACAAACUGGGAGCUUAUCGUUUUUCAUCUCUUUUGUUUUCCUUUGUUCGGCAGUGGGAGGGACUGCGAGCCGGAACUAGCGUUAGCCACCGUUCUGCGCCAUUUCGGUGAAGUCAACUGAAGCUGCGCCAUCUCGACUGAAACUUUUUCAGGUCGAGUUUACGAGCAUUUUCGCCGUCUAAAACGAGGACAUUUGGGUUGAUUGUGUGUAUAUUCGACGCAGCUUUCUCGUUUCGAGAAGAAAAAGCCACCAAGGAGGCGACUUGAGCGGAAAAAAACCGUUUUUCAGCCUGUGGUAAUACGUUAGCUCGCUGGCUAACUAUCUAGCGUAGCGCCUAACCUCGCUCGCUGUAAUCAACUUGUUCCCAGCAGCGCAGCUGACCGUCUAGUUGGCUGUAACGUUACACGUUUCUGAACUCGCAGCCUAUUUUGUUCCCCUUCAAUGUAUCCGCCCUUACCGCCCUGCGGCGGCGUCGAAAUCAUGCUGGGAGAAGUACUGGGUCGUCGCAUCGAAUCGAGCCUGGACGACGUCGAGAACAACAAGCCGCCUUCGGGGGUGGUUUUGACUUCCUCUGCCCGCUCCAACCUCAACUCGUCCCGGCGAGCUUUGCUUAAGAAAGGCGCUCGGCGUGUCCGCACGGCGACGAGCCUGCAGGGCAAACAUGGCCAGAGCCAGGGUCAGCAGCAGCACUACCACCACCAGAGGCAGCUCAGGAGCAAUAACAACCAAGUGCGUCUGGCCGACAUCAACAACAACAACAGCAGCAACGCCGCCUCCAGAACCGCAGCACCAGCAGCCGAACUGCCAGCCAACCGAGCGGCGGGGAACGCGGGGACGCAUUUAAAACCAGGAGCCAAAAAGGAGCUGCUGAAAUCAAAAACAGGAAGGGUGGAAAGAGGAAACCAGUCGAAUGGGCAGUCCAUCCACAGCCCGAACAAGCAUGAGCAGUCCACAUCAAACCUGAACGCACGCAGUCAGAAGAACAGGCUCAACAACACAACCGGCAGCAUUACGCUGGUGAAGAAGUGUGAGGGCAGCAAUCAGCAUAGCCCUCCAUUGUUUCUCAUCGCCAGCCGCAGGGAAGGGAAGAGGCCUCUGAGCGCAGUAGAGGCUAGCAGGAAUGCGAAUGCAUGUCCCGCUCAGCCUUCACCAGAGGAGACCCUCAAAGAUGGAGAGAAAACAUACGCCGGAGCCAAGUUCAGCGAGCCACCCUCGCCGAGCGUGUUGCCCAAACCCCCCAGCCACUGGGUGGGUGAGAACGGCCCUAAACAUUCCGACAGCAGCAGAGAGCAGAUGUCUGUGCAUCUAAAGACCCUGCUGAAGGUCCAAGCCAAACCAUGAUUCGGCAUUUAAACCACUCGUCCAAAUUUGAACUCUGAUCUGUCACCCAAACACCUUAACAGCAUCGGACAAAUUGGCAUCGGACAAUCAGGCAAAAGACUGGAAACAUAGCUUGUUGCAACAGGAAGUAUUGCGUUUCGACCGUAAUUCGGAAAAUGUCUUGCGUUUGUGUUACGAAAGCGGCCUUGUGUUAAAUGGGUUUUUUCUUUUAAACAAACUUGUGUAAAUGUAAAUACUGUAAGACAUGUAAUAUAUGUGUAUAUUUUUUUGAUGUUAAUUUUAACAGAAGAGUAAAUCUAGUUUUGUUACUGAGGCUUAUGAGUCACAUGAUGACGUUCAUCAUGGUAUAUCAUGAUCUGGUGGUAUACUCUUUUAAAGUGUACUGAUAAGCUACAGGAGCCAUUUUUGGGGCACAUUGCAUGUAAGAAGUUUGCUUACAAUUUUGCACAAGACUGAAAAACCAACACGGGUCCCUUUAAGGUGUGAGAAUCGACGAGAGUGUGGCGCUGUAAGGUUCUGUGAACCCGUCCACACGUCUUGUGGCUGCUAUGCCUGAAUGCACUGCAUAGAGAGCCUGCAUUGUUUAUGGAGUGGGACUGUCCAGGAAGGGGGCUCAGCAGACGAUGGAGAGACGGAGCGUAAGUCUAAACGAAAGGACUUUGGUCGCGUAUGAGGAGCACUGCCUACAACUGAAGCAAAACGGACAAAUAACACACAGCAAUUCCAAAACCCUAGGUUUCUUAUCCCAGUCCGCAAGCACUGAUCUUUCUGAUGAUGGAUAAGGACACUUUAUUAUUAUUUUUAUUAUUAUUUUUAUUCCUUUUCCGUAGCAUUCACAGCAUCGCCCUGGUUUUUUUGAAUGUUGUACUUGUCAUACUGAGAAUGAUGUUUACUGCGAAAGAGAAGGCCUAAUUGUUGUGAGGUGUUUACAUGUGUAUGGACAAAGCCAGGCAGCUACCAGCAUUCUUUUCUUUUCUUUCUUUGCUUUUGACUAAACUUUACACAGCCGAAGACAUUUGUUUUUGCAUUACCGAAACCGAACACAUUUUGUUGCAACAAUAAUUGUUUUGAACCUUUUGUCUGCUGUCUGUCUUAAAGAAAACAAAUGAACUUGCAUUCCCAUUUAUUCAAUUGGUAAGAGAAACGUUAUGAACGUUUUUAUUUAAAAUUGUUGAAAUAAAGAAUUUGGCCACCCCUA